Molecule: messenger RNA, 278 nt
Organism: Notothenia coriiceps (black rockcod)
Lineage: Eukaryota; Metazoa; Chordata; Actinopteri; Perciformes; Nototheniidae
Product: histone acetyltransferase p300-like
Exons: 2
Biological process (GO): positive regulation of transcription by RNA polymerase II
Cellular component (GO): transcription regulator complex; histone acetyltransferase complex
Molecular function (GO): histone acetyltransferase activity; chromatin DNA binding; transcription coactivator activity
Source: RefSeq, a predicted model, not a curated record
UUUUGUAUGUGACGGCUGCUUAAAGAAGACAAACAAGACGAGGAAGGAGAACAAGUAUUCGGCCAAAAGGUUGCCUCAGACGAAGCUUGGCAGCCACCUGGAGAACAGAGUGAACGACUAUCUGAAGAGGCACUGCUACACGGAGGCCGGAGAAGUUCACAUUCGAGUCGUUCACGUCUCCGACAAAGUGGUGGAGGUCAAACCAGGCAUGAAGUCCAGGUACAGAACCAGACACAUUCAAACCAAAUCUAAAACGCCCCAAAAAUGUGAUGCCAUGA